Messenger RNA from Hevea brasiliensis (rubber tree), 858 nucleotides. Its product is annotated as DNA-directed RNA polymerase II subunit 4. Gene Ontology annotation, biological process: transcription initiation at RNA polymerase II promoter; mRNA export from nucleus in response to heat stress; positive regulation of translational initiation. Gene Ontology annotation, molecular function: translation initiation factor binding; nucleotide binding. NCBI's taxonomy places the organism in Eukaryota, Viridiplantae, Streptophyta, Magnoliopsida, Malpighiales, Euphorbiaceae. Bases 262 to 678 code for a protein of 138 amino acids. The record is from RefSeq and is a predicted model, not a curated record. The transcript has 7 exons. Gene Ontology annotation, cellular component: P-body; RNA polymerase II, core complex.
CUCUCUUUUUUCUGCUACUCCAUUCUAUUCUAGGAAAAGUUUGGUUUUUCCUUUUGAUAUGGGUUUUGUUUAGGAUAUCUUGUUGUAUUAGUUCUUGCUUCAUUGGUAUCCAAUUCCAAGUUUCAGUUCUUUAGUUUUUACGUUUUAUGGUUUCAAUCCAUUUUUCAUAUCAUCUGGGAAGGGAAGGAAACGAACGAAUUGAAAUUUUUUGCUUUUUGCGGCCUCUACAAGUAUAUGUUAUUUCUGUAAUCUGAACCAAGCAUGUCUGGUGAAGAGGAAGAAAAUGCUGCUGAGCUCAAAAUUGGAGAUGAGUUUUUGAAGGCCAAGUGCUUGAUGAAUUGUGAAGUAGCAUUAAUUCUUGAACAUAAAUAUGAGCAGCUUCAGCAGAUGUCUGAUGAUCCGAUGAACCAAGUCUCUCAGGUAUUUGAGAAGUCACUACAGUAUGUCAAGCGGUUUAGCCGUUAUAAAAAUCCUGAUGCUGUCAGACAAGUUCGAGAAAUUCUUAGCCGAUAUCAGUUGGCUGAAUUUGAGCUCUGUGUUCUUGGCAACCUUUGUCCUGAAACUGUGGAGGAAGCUAUUGCUAUGGUACCUUCUAUUAAGACAAAAGGACGGGCUCAUGAUGAUGAGGCAAUUGAGAAAAUGUUGAACGACCUGUCAUUGAUCAAGAAAUUUGAAUAGCGGAAUCAACAUCUUAAUGUGCUACCAAUUUUAACUGGGAAUUCAUGAUACGUUCAUAUAGAGUUUAGCUGUUUAAAUCUAAAAUCUUAUCAUACCAGUUGAUAUGUUUCGUAUGGCUAUGAAAUCUUGUUUUGUAAUACUUUGCUGCCAAUCCAACGUGAGAAUACGGAUUACAUGCUA